Molecule: messenger RNA, 2592 nt
Organism: Leptopilina heterotoma
Lineage: Eukaryota; Metazoa; Arthropoda; Insecta; Hymenoptera; Figitidae
Product: zinc finger MYM-type protein 1-like
Exons: 1
Coding region: 58-2592 (844 amino acids)
Molecular function (GO): protein dimerization activity
Source: RefSeq, a predicted model, not a curated record
AUAUCAGGGUCAAAGUAAAAUUUUAAUUUUUUAUUAGUACAGUGCAUUAAGUUGACCAUGCCUCAAGGAGUUCAUACAUCUAAAAGGAAAAGUGGUUAUCAGCAAAGAAAAGAUAAAAAGGCAAAACUAACUGAAAUAGAAAGUAUUUCUGGAUCUCUUCUCAAGUAUGUAAAAGUUGAAGAAAAUCAUCAUGACACUGAAAUUACGAUGCCUGAUGCUGAAAACACUUUCGACAGUCGUGUAUCGUCGACUAAUAGUGAAGAAAAACUAAAUAAUGACAAUGUAAUAGAACAUAAUGUAAACAAAUCGGAGAGUUUCGAACAGGAUGAAAUGAGAGAUGAUGAAUCGGAGAAAACUAUCUGCUUGGAUAUUUUGCAAGAUGUUUCACAUUGGCAGUUACCACUUUCAGAAAAUUGUCGUGUUUCAAUAAUGAAUAAAGGGAGUUGUCAUUUUCAAAACAAGGACGGACCAUUUGAGUCAACAAUGCGACAAGGGUUAAAAGUUAGAGGAGAAAUGCGCUGCUUAUCGAAAGAAUGGUUUUUUAAAGAAAUGCCUAAUGGUCAAAAAAUUCUAAGGAAAUGGAUGAUCUAUUCGCCAAAUAGCAAACAAUUAUAUUGUUUUUGCUGUCGCUUGUUUGCCAGCAGUGAUGAAACCGGGUCUUUAUUUGUAAGCGGAUUUUUCAAAUGGUGGAAGUUAAAUCCUAAAGUGGUACAACAUGAAAAUUCGGAAGAACACCUUGGAAAUUUUGAAAAAUGGAAACUUUUUGAAACUGGUCUGAAAUUAGAAAAUACUAUAGACAGCGAAUUGUUGAAAAAUAUGGUCUCAGAAAAGAAAAAGUGGAGAAAUAUUUUAACGAGGUUAUUAGAUAUAACUCUAUUUUUGUCCAAACAAAAUUUAGCAUUUCGAGGACACGAUGAAAGUGAAAAUUCAACGAAUAGAGGAAACUUUCUUGAAAUGGUAAAACUUCUCUCUAAGUAUGAUGUUGUAUUGAAAGAACACACGAUAAGAUUGGAUCGACAUGCAUCAUACCUGUCACCGGAAACACAAAAUGAAUUUUUAAAUGUGCUGGCCAGCCAUGUUAGAAAGGUACUUAUUCAAGAAAUCAAAUCCGCUGGUUAUUUUAGUAUGAUGUUUGACAGCACUCCUGAUACAUCACAUGUUGACCAAAUGUCAGAAGUAAUUCGGUAUGUCAAAAUUAAUAACGGAAAAGUGGAAAUCAAAGAAGUUUUUUUAAGGUUUUUCCCGUUAAAAGGAAAAAAGGCUUCAGAUUUAAGUUCAGAAAUUUUUGCCAAUCUUGAAAGUGAUGGUCUAGAUAUAAUGAUGUGUCGUUGUCAGGGUUAUGAUCAUGCAGCUGUUAUGAGUGGAGUACAUGGUGGAGUUCAAGCCAUCAUAAAAUCGAAAAACGAAAAAGCUCUUUUCAACGGGUGUGUGAAUCAUUUAGUCAACUUAUGUGGGGUUCAUUCUUUUGCUGAAAAUGCAUUGUGUGUUUCAUUUUUUGGAACUUUAGAGCAAAUUUUCGUAUUUUUCUCUGCAUCAACCCAUCGAUGGGAUGUAUUACUAAAUCAUUGCGACUGUUCUGUCAAAAGAUUGUCAACAACCCGUUGGAGUGCUCACUAUGCUGCUGUAAAAGCCGUCGAAGAAAAUUUCGAUAAAGUGAUUGCAGCAAUCGAAGAACUGUGUGAUCCUCAAGAAAAUGUAGAUACCAGAGGUUCUGCACAGAGCCUUUUACCCGCUGUCUGUAAUUUCACUUUUCUUUGCUUUUUAUAUUUUUGGAAAGAGGUUUUAAAAGAAAUUGACUGCACGCAAGUAUACUUGCAAACAAAAGCUUUAAGUCUUGAUAAAGUAGCAGCAAAAUUAGAAUCGCUUCGACUUUUUGUCCAUGAAGAACGAAACAAUGUUGUUGACAAAUCCAUUGAUCGUGCUCUGCUUACAGCAGAAGAGUAUGGCCUUAAAACAGAAAGAAGGGUUCGCUUCAGGAAGAGAAUGGCUGGAGAGCAAGCUAAUGAUGCUGGCCUUACAUUGCAGGCAGAAAUUAGAAGAUCUAUGAUUGAAUGCUUGGAUAGAUUUCAUUCAGAAAUCGCAACGAGAUCAAAAUCUAUUCAAGAUAUAUUAUCAACGUUUGAAGCCAUUCAAACUGAUAGUAUUUUGUAUGCAAGCGAAGAACAAUUGAAAGACACACUAAGGAAACUUACUGAUUUUUAUGACGAAGUAGUAGAAGCUGAGCUGUUGUUGGAAAUUCCCAGGUUUCGCAGACAUUUGAAAGCAGCUAAAGUGGAUUUAUUGGAAGCAAACCAUUGGAACGCUUUAGAUUUUUUAAACUUUAUUGUAAAAUGGGAUUUUGUUGAAUCAUUGCCUAAUUUAACUUUGUCAUUAAAAUUAUUAUUAACAAUUUGCGUAUCAAAUGCAGGUUGUGAAAGAAGUUUUUCUAAACUAAAACUAAUAAAAGAUUACUUGCGGUCUACGAUGUCUCAGACUCGACUGAACGAUCUAGCUAUAUUAUCCAUUGAAAAACAAACAUCUGAAAACAUAGACUUUGAUGAAAUAAUCAAUAAUUUUGCAGCUAUUAAAGCCAGAAGAGUAAAAUUUAAUUAA